AUGCCCCAAGAAGCCCACCACUGCGGAUACCCUGCUGUGGUCAUCGAUCACCCUCAAGCCACGACCAACUCACUGGUCCCUGGGCACGAGCCGAAAGCUAGCUGGCCCUGCGCCAUCCCCAUGACCCCUGUAGGCCUCACUGGCCUGUUUUUAAGAGGAGAUCGCCAGGCCUUCCUUCCAGUCUUAGUCUGGAAUCUGCUUCAAAACCCGUUCAGCAUCGCAGAUAUUGACAAGCCGGUGGUGGCUGUCCUGGACAUUGGGUCUCUGAGAAUCAAGCCCAGGUCUCUUGCAGAGAAGGAGCCUCUUGGAUCGGAAGAUAUGAAAGUGAUUUCAUCCCUAGCCAUCUCACAGCUCACGGAUGAGAAGGAGCCGAGAAGAGGGGUGGCCGUGGUGCCCGCCCGGCGUGCCCUUGCCCAGUCCAGCAUGCACCAUCGGACGCCAUGCCUGGCUGGUCACAGCGGUGUGGACAUCCACAGGGCGCUGUCCAUCCUUCCCAGCAGGUUGGGGACACAGAUACCUGCCCACGUGCCAGGACCCAGGGCCGAGUGGCCACCACAGGAGAAAAUCCCCUGGAGGGAACCCCACCGAGGAUUUGCGUCCAUCACUGUCACGGCCAGGCGUGUGGGGCCCCCAGCCAGCACGCUGCUGUGGAAGGACAUGAGGAAUCCAUUGUGUCGCCAGUGCCCAGCAGGGGACACCCAGCUCAUGGACCCAUCUCCUCUGGCCAGGGCUGCCGGAGAUCCCUGCAGACCCCUGGCACACACAGCCUUCUCCAGAACUGGCUCCGCAGUGCAGCUCAGGGUCCCCGAGGCCCAGCCAUGGGCGUGUGAGGAACGUGUGUGCUGGGUCUCCAGGGGACCCAGCGGGGAGAACAGCUUUUCUCCGGGCAGCCUACCCGCAGGGAAGGGCCCACUGAUGUUCAGCUCUUGUGUCCACCUCCGGGUGUCUCAGCCGUGCUCCAGUUCCAUGUACUACCUGGACAAGUCACUCUCGGUCCCCAUCGAGCCACCUGUGGUGGCCAGCCCCCAGGUGCACAGGUCUGUCCUGUCUCUGCACCUGAACUGCAGUUCCCAUACGGCACCACCAGAGGGAGACGACGGCCUGGCUAACCAGAAGCCAAUGGGCAGCGCCCUGGGGUCUGCGGUCACACUGGAAAAGCAGAGGCUUGUAGGCCCCAGCUGGACUCCAGGGCUGAGGGACAGCUACCAGGAGGGACACCCAGCAUGGACGCAGGCACACCUCGGGGACAGCACGUGUCCCUGGAGCAGCCCACCAGCCUUGGAAAAAACAGGACUCACGGGCCUGGGCACUGACCGUACCACCGUGAGAGAAGGGAGUGGGGACCACAGGCCCAGCCACCACGCCGGCCAUGCUGGUCAGCUGACUAUCCACAUCCCAGGCUGGAGCUUUGCAGCAGACACAAAAGUAUUUUCUGGAAGCAAGAAGCAACAAAGAGAGCCUCGCAUGACUCUGUCUGCUCCUCCGGUGGAACGGAAGCCUGUAAAAGAUUUCCUUCCCAAUGGGGGCAGCUCGCCAAAAGGGGCCCAUCAGUCUGGCACCCCGUCUGAGCCCACAGAGAGUCAGCAUCAAAGCUUCCCAGGACCCAGAGCCCCUCAGGCUGGGUUCCUCUCUUCCCUAGAAGAUGAGCGCGUACCUCAGCAGGACAUCAGGGGUGUCCAGGUACAGAGAGAGUGCCCUGAAGGGGCCUACACAUGCUGUGACCUGACUGUAAACAUAAAGGACUGCAAGAAGGGUGAGGAGGUGCCUGCGCCCCAGCCCUCGUCAGCUCCCCCGGACACAGAUCCCCCAGGACCAGUGGUCCCCGAGGAGCAAGACAUCCUGGGCCUGUUGGAAGACCACUGUGAAUCUCAGCAGGCACCAGGCAGCAGCCUGACCUUGCAGGAAGCACUAGAAGCCCACAAGCCGCAGUUCAUCUCCCGCUCACAAGAACGUCUCAAGAAGCUGGAGCACAUGGUGGAACAGAGGAAGGCCCAGCAGGCCGAGAGCCAGACGCCCAGGCAGAGCCUGCAGCCGCCCCGAGCCAACCGGAAGCAGUUCACCGUCCCCCAUCCUCUUAGUGAUAACCUGUUCAAGCCCAAAGAAAGGUGCAUUUCAGAGAAGGAGAUGUACACACGGUCUAAAAGAAUCUAUAAUAACCUGCCAGAAGUUAAAAAGAAGAAAGAAGAGCAAAAGAAAAGGGUGAUCUUACAGAGUAACAGACUGCGAGCCGAAGUCUUCAAAAAGCAACUUCUGGACCAGCUCCUUCAGAGGAACGCCGUGUGA
Messenger RNA from Elephantulus edwardii (Cape elephant shrew), 2283 nucleotides. It is a transcript of the gene CUNH10orf90, whose product is annotated as chromosome unknown open reading frame, human C10orf90. NCBI's taxonomy places the organism in Eukaryota, Metazoa, Chordata, Mammalia, Macroscelidea, Macroscelididae. Gene Ontology annotation, biological process: regulation of centriole replication. Bases 1 to 2283 code for a protein of 760 amino acids. The transcript is spliced from 8 exons. The record is from RefSeq and is a predicted model, not a curated record. Gene Ontology annotation, cellular component: centriole; centrosome; cytosol.